Messenger RNA from Cladocopium goreaui, 1257 nucleotides. The record is from the annotation of a GenBank genome assembly. Lineage: Eukaryota; Dinophyceae; Suessiales; Symbiodiniaceae.
AGGCUGCUACUGCCUUGGUGCUAGGCGUCCUGGUGUGGGCUUUGGUCGGAACUGGUGUUGAUAUGUCUGCCGCCAACUUUGACAUCGCCAUCAAGGAGACUUUGGAGGAUGUCUCUGAGGUGGUGUUUUUCCUUCUGGGUGCUUUGACCAUUGUGGAGAUCAUGGAUGCACACAAAGGCUUUGACAUUAUCACAAAGGCUAUUCAGGCCAAGACCCAGAAGGAGUUGCUGAUCAUCAUCGGUGUCCUUACUUUCGUGCUUUCAUCCGUGUUGAACAACUUGACCGUUGUCAUUGUCAUGAUCUCUCUGCUUCAGAAGCUCGUGAAGGAUGAGGAUUUCCGCAUGAAGCUUGGCGGUCUGGUGGUGGUUGCUUCAAACGCUGGGGGAGCAUGGACGCCUAUUGGCGACAUCACUACAACCAUGCUCUAUAUUGGCGGACAGGUUACCACGGUUCCGUUGCUCGCCAACCUUUUCGUCCCCAGCGUGCUCUGCUUGGUGGGCACUCUAGGCUAUGAAUACAUUCAGAUGGAAGAUAAGCCCUUCGAUCGGGAUGCUGCUUCUACCGAGGAUGAUGAUGUGCCAAAUGGCCAGGCAGUUGUGUUCUGGGGUGGUCUCUUCGGCAUGAUCACUGUGCCCGUCUUCACGGCUCUCACGCAAUGCCCUGCAUGGAGCGGGAUGAUGCUGGUUUUGGGUUUGCUUGGCCUGAUCACUUCUUUGCUGCAUGGCCCAGAGGAUGAAAAAUACUCCUUGAAGGGUGCGCUUACCCGUGUUGAGGUGCCUGAUGCCCUCUUUUUCCUUGGUGUUCUCUUUGCUGUUGGCGGUCUCGAGCGAGUGGGACUUCUGAAGGAAUUUGCCGUGCAGUUGAGCGCCCUUGUACCAUACGAUGCAUUGGUUGCAAUUUUCCUUGGCUUUGCAUCCGCCAUCGUCGACAAUGUUCCAUUAGUUGCUGCUGCUCAGGGAAUGUACGAUCUGGGUCAACAUCCUUCCAACGAUGGCCUGUGGAAUCUGAUCACGUACUGUGCUGCAACCGGUGGCUCACUCUUGGUCAUCGGAUCCGCAGCAGGAGUUGCCUUCAUGGGUAUGGAGAGGAAAGUCUCCUUCGGAUGGUAUGUGAAGAGCAUUGGACCUGCUGCGCUCGCGGGCUACUUCUUGGGUGUGGCUGGAGUGCUGGGCCAGCAGGCCUUGGGGCUGAGUGUGGCGUGAGUUCAUGGGCAAAGCACCCUAAUCCUGCGUUAAAUCUGCUUUCAGUGAUCUAUGC